AUGGAUCCAUUUUUACAAUAUAGGUUAGGUAACAUUUCAUUAAAUGAAUUUCAUAGAAGGGCUAUUCAAAGCGAACUAGAGAGGAUUCUUGAAGAUCCCUUACCAAACAUGAAGAACUACCGAUUUAGCAAACAAUCCAGCUAUAAUCUAAAGAAAGGCACUCCGUUGAAUAUAGGCGUCAAUUGUCUUGACAUUGAUAAUACUGGUCAAGUAUUGUUAGGGGGCGGAGAUGAUGGCUCUCUUUCCAUAUGGGGUUUAGAAGAAUCAUUGCACCAUAAUGAUGGAGGUGAACAGGAAUUGAUCAAUAAAAGAUUAAACUAUAUCAAGCGACAGCCUCACCAGUCUGAUGAUGAACCUGCUCAAGUGGCGGGUUAUAAGAAUAAAAAAUCACGAACAAACGAUAGCAACGCUAUGAGAUUGGUGCACAGUUUUCAAACACAAAGAAAUAAAUAUCGAAUGUAUAGACAGUCUAAUGGUGCAGUUUCAAUUCCAAGAUCGCACAUAUCAAAUAAAACAAAUUCCCCUACCGGGCGUGGUGAGCAGCUAUCCGAAACCGAUCCAGAAGCUUCCAUAUCUCACCACAAAUAUGGCAUAACAACUUUAAGAUGGUACAAAGCAGAUAAUGGAAUGUUUUUCACUGGAUCCAAUGAUAGAACUGUCAAAAUAUGGGACACAAACAGACUUGAAGCAGUUCAAGAUAUAAACCUGGGGUAUAAAAUAAAUCAAAUUGACAAUAACGUUGCCGACGACAGUUCUUUGCUUGCGGUUGCAAGUGAAGAUUACUACCCGAGAUUAAUCGACCUGAGAACCAUGAAUUCAGGGAUAACCACGCUCGGAAUGGGAAACCAAACACGAAUGCAAUCUGAAAUUUUAUGCUGCAAAUUCAACCCCGUGAGGGAGCAGAUUAUUGCAUGUGGUGACAUGGAGGGUGGAAUAAAAUUAUGGGACUUAAGAAUGAGAAACAGAUUGUAUUUAGAAUUGAAGAGAAAUAAAAACGGGCUCAAGACUAUAAAUAACGAUGAUGACGAGGGCCAAAGCGACGUUUACUUUAGUUCCAAUCAAUCAAAAGCUCAUUUAAGAUGUUGUAGUGACAUUGUUUGGAACAGUGAGGGUUCAGAACUAUGCUCAAUUGGCAUGGAUGGAAAAUUGAAUAUUUGGAGGCCUUUUACGGAAAUUUUGCAACCAAAAGGUAUGGCUAGUUAUUUCCAGUUGGGACCACAGGACCUGAGCCGUAUCAAAUACAAAAAAAGAGUUUCCCAAAGGCUACUUUGGUUUGACAAGUUUUUACUGUGUAUUACUGACAAUGGAGAAAUAGAAAUAUAUAAUACGGAAGAAGAGAAACUUUGGAACAAGCUCGUAUACCCAAUGGUUAAUCAAGUAAAAAAAAACCUGGCGUCGCAUUGUCAGUUUAGUUCAAUGGUCGUGCAAACAAAUAUGAUGAAUUCGGUGGGCCUCAAAUUAUUCUUUGGAACCAACAACAACACUGUUAGCGAUGGAGGUUCCAUCUUUGAAUGUUCAUAA
Saccharomyces paradoxus is the source of this 1521-nucleotide messenger RNA. It is a transcript of the gene RAD28, whose product is annotated as Rad28p. Gene Ontology annotation, cellular component: nucleotide-excision repair complex; Cul4A-RING E3 ubiquitin ligase complex. The transcript has a single exon. The coding region runs from base 1 to 1521 and encodes 506 amino acids. NCBI's taxonomy places the organism in Eukaryota, Fungi, Ascomycota, Saccharomycetes, Saccharomycetales, Saccharomycetaceae. The record is from RefSeq and is a predicted model, not a curated record. Gene Ontology annotation, biological process: protein polyubiquitination; proteasome-mediated ubiquitin-dependent protein catabolic process; transcription-coupled nucleotide-excision repair. Gene Ontology annotation, molecular function: protein binding.